This is a messenger RNA of Gigantopelta aegis, 789 nucleotides long. Its product is annotated as 15-hydroxyprostaglandin dehydrogenase [NAD(+)]-like. Gene Ontology annotation, molecular function: oxidoreductase activity, acting on the CH-OH group of donors, NAD or NADP as acceptor. The record is from RefSeq and is a predicted model, not a curated record. The coding region runs from base 1 to 789 and encodes 262 amino acids. Gene Ontology annotation, cellular component: cytoplasm. NCBI's taxonomy places the organism in Eukaryota, Metazoa, Mollusca, Gastropoda, Neomphalida, Peltospiridae. The transcript is spliced from 7 exons.
AUGGAUAUUUCAGGAAAGGCUUUCUUUAUAACCGGCGCCGCCCAGGGAAUUGGAAGGGCCUAUGCAGAAGCAGUGCUGAACAAGGGAGGAAACGUGUUUAUAGCUGAUGUGAACUCCGCAGUUGGAGAGAAAACUACUGCAGAUAUUCAGACCAAGCACGGAGCGGACAGAGUCAGAUUUGGAAAACUCGACAUUCGAGACAAAGAUCAGUUCUCUGCCGUCUUCAAAUCAGCGGUCACCAUAUUUGGACAGAUCGAUGUAAUGGUGAACAACGCGGGCAUCGCCCAUGAGAGACACUGGGAAAAGACGAUAGCCAUUAAUUUUAAUGGAACUGUUAAUGGAACGUAUUUGGCAAUGGAUCAUAUGCGUAAAGAUAAAGGCGGUAAAGGUGGAGUGAUACUGUGUACGAAUUCAAUAUCAGGUCUGUCCCCAUCUCCUCCGAUUCCGGUUUACAGUGGGACGAAGUUUGCAAUUAAAGCAUUCAUCAAUUGUUGGGCGGCCAGUCGGAAGAAUUCCGCCAUGGGCAUUCGGUUUGCGUCCUUGUGUCCAUCGGCGACUGAAACGCCUAUAAACGAGUUUGAACCUGGUCAGAUUGUCGACGAAGAAAGUCUUCUGGCUAUGCAUGCUGAAGUAGGAUACUUAAAAGUUUCAGACGUUGCUGACGCUAUGAUCAAGUUGGCAGAAGACGAAAACAGCAAUGGCAAAGCAAUGUUUGUCACGGCAGGGAAAGAACCGUUUUAUAUCUCUGAAAUCCUCGACCCGCCCAUCUGGAAAUACCAGAACCUGUAA